Messenger RNA from Aspergillus tanneri, 867 nucleotides. RefSeq lists its product as uncharacterized. The coding region runs from base 1 to 867 and encodes 288 amino acids. The record is from RefSeq and is a predicted model, not a curated record. Gene Ontology annotation, molecular function: protein dimerization activity. NCBI's taxonomy places the organism in Eukaryota, Fungi, Ascomycota, Eurotiomycetes, Eurotiales, Aspergillaceae. The transcript has 2 exons.
AUGGAGGUAACGCAGCGGUGGUUAACCCUCCAUGAGACUCUGCGGACGCUUGCUGCUCAGACAUCCUUUAAAGAUGAUUUUUAUUCUUAUCUAGAUGGCACUGGUUGGCAGACUCGAAUGCUACGUCAACUAGAGCCACUUCACUGGGUAGCGUAUCAUCUUGAUCCAGCAAGAGUUCCUGGCAAACUUGAUGAGAGCGCACGACGCCAUAUUGAAGGUGCUUUACGACCACUUCAAAGCGAAGAUGGAAGAUCUACUGCAUGGCAUGAAUUUCUGGCAUUCCGGCAAAGAACAGGUGCUUUUAUAAUUCCUCUUGUUGGGAAGCAAGAACACCAGCUCUCUUUUGGCUUGAGGCAGCAGAAUUUGCUCCUACUCUUGCUCUUUUUUGCUCGCCGUCUGUGUAAUACUGUUGCUAAUUCUGCUGCAGCUGAGAGAGCAUUUUCACAGAUGAAUCUGCAGCAUACAAAGAUCCGGAAUCGGCUUGAAUCUCACCGAGUUGAGAAGCUACUUUAUAUACAGAUUAACAAACGACAAUUUCGUGCAGACUCGCCACCUACCGUUACCCAAGAGAUGCUUCUUGAGGAGGAAGAUCAGGAGAUAGAAAGAAUACUGCAGCGUAAGCAGGUGCAGGACUAUCUAUUAGAGGUGCUUGAUACUUCAGACUCUGAGGAGGAUAUUCCACCGGACCCUGUGCCGAACCCAGUACCAAAUCCAGCACCAGAACCAGCGUCGAAUCCAGCACUUAUUGCAGUAUUAAGUUCUGCAUUAAAUUCAGCUUCAACUGCAACAAACCCGGCACUUGUUUCUGCAUUAAAUUCAAGACUGAAUUCCAUACUGAGACAAAAUCUGUACCAAAUCCCCUUUUAA